Messenger RNA from Desarmillaria tabescens, 2178 nucleotides. RefSeq lists its product as uncharacterized. NCBI's taxonomy places the organism in Eukaryota, Fungi, Basidiomycota, Agaricomycetes, Agaricales, Physalacriaceae. The record is from RefSeq and is a predicted model, not a curated record. Bases 1 to 2178 code for a protein of 725 amino acids. The transcript has 5 exons.
AUGUCGUCAGACGAUUCUAUGUCAACAGUAACUGACGACCUAGAGGCCCGGAAUCUUCUCCUCGGACAGGAGAUGGUUCAUCACACUCUCGGAAGAAUGCCUGUCGAUGAUUUUCUCGAUACAUCUCUGCCUGAAUGCUUCGAGCAUCCGGACGAGAAUAUGCCCAGCUGUAAUAAUGCGUUCGACGCGAUUCCCAAGCCAAGGAAAAACAGGACAUUCCGCGAGACCUCCAUGUAUAGAAAGAUCACCGAAGCCUUCAACGCGGGAGAGACGAAUGAAAGCAAACGUUGUCCUAGUAUCACCUUCUUUGAUACCUCCACUCAGCCGGGGCCGGGACCUUUCUGCACCAAGGUUGAUGUUAGCGGCUAUGCUACAAAGCAUGAAAAUGCUGGCAUUACCAUCCCCGAUCCCAGCCUGUGGCAGAUGUUUUGGGAAGGAAAGAUCGUGGAUUUCGCCAGCGACGAAGGAAACGACUUUCUCUUCGAGCACAUUACCGACCAAGAGCAGAAAGAGCGAGCUAUAGUAGAUUUUGGUCAGAUGUCUUUCUACGCCUUCCAAAUGCUCAAUAUGCAGUUCAGAGACUUUGCGUUCUCUGUUUCUAUGACCCCACACACCGCGCGCCUCCUUCGGUGGGAUCGGUCCGGCGUGAUUGUGUCGCGUGCGAUCGACUAUCGCAGGAAUCCUCGACCACUCUGUCUCUUCCUUUGGCGCUUUGGGUACGCUACGGAUGCGCAGCGAGGAAUCGAUGUCUCCGUCCACAAGGCCACAGGAGAGCAGGAAGCACUCUUUGAAAGCCUCAUCAAAAAGCAUGUCAUCCUCCAGGAGAGCUUGGCGGAAGACUCAGAGGCAGUGAAAGAUCGCCUAGAUAGGCACUACGAAGCAGGAAAUGUGUUUCUGGUGGAUGUCUUUGAUGAAGGGUCGGAUACUGGGACAGAGGAGCUCUUGGAACCUGGCAAGAUGACGGAGUCAAAGCAGGAAGCGUCCGACGUGUUUUCCACGGCACCGAUGCCAAGCUAUCCAUCCGCGGCUGCACAGGAAGCAACGAGAAAACACCAAUUUCUGGUUUCAAGACCGGUUACUUUACCACGAUUGCUGACCUCGCGUUCGACGAAGGGAUAUUGGGCUGUCGACGUCCAAAGGUCCAAGGUCGUGUUUCUAAAGGAUUGUUGGCGGUUUUCAGUCCCUGGUAUGACGAAAGAGGGCAAUACUCUGGCAUUUCUACGGGAAAAAGGUGUGACGACCGGCAUACCAACUGUCAUUUGCCACGGCGAUGUUCAGCCUGUUGAUGCGUCUUCCAUGGUGACUUCAAGCUACGUCGACAGCCGCUGGUGCCAAGAGUAUAUGGUUCAUGCCCCCAAUCGCUGUCACAUCAUGCCCAGAGUUCAUUAUCGCCUUGUCAGUAGUGAGGUAGGAUAUACACUUGAUGAGUCGGUCGCAGGGACAAAGGAGCUCGUCAAGAGCUGUCAGUCCGUGUUCGAUGUUUUGUGUGCCGCUGAACAGAAAGCGGGAAUCAUCCACUACGACAUCUCUGCCAGCAACAUAUUUCUUGUUGCUAGUGACAAGAAUACCUCCUUUGGCGCACGUGAAGCAGUUUUGAUAAACUGGGAAUCUGCAGGCCCAGAGGGACGCAAUGAUGGUCAUAUUAUAAAACGGGGGCGAACUGAAAGCGCUGCAUUCAGGUGCAUUGCGUCGCUUCCGUCAGUAAUGGGCAAUCCGGGUGAACUACGACACUAUAGUCAUCUCCUUGUCCACGAUAUCGAGUCGCUGGUCUACGUGGCAUUGUACUGCGGACUCUUGCGCCUCCCAUGGAAUUAUUCGCCUACGGCAUCCUUACACUGGCUUCAAGGAUUUUUCAGUCUCAACACUGGACAAGUUUGGAAAAUGUCAUACGUACGGAAUACGAAGGAGGCCCGAAGUAUUUGGAAUGUGGUCUUUGCUGACUUGGUUUUCAACUCGUGGAUUCAGAAUGCUGUGGGGCUUGUCACUGAAUGGUACCCGCCCCAGAUUACUUUGCCGGCUCCUCAGACUGUCUAUGAUUUGUUCCACCGGGAAGUCCGGGUCGAUCCUGACCUCUGUCGACGAGAUGAUCGUGUUCAACAUCGGAAGGCCAUAUCAGAUGCGUUGGAAAGCAACACAUGUCCCUGGACGGGUGACAGAGCAGAUGAAAUUCACAUCUGA